AUGUCUUCUCUCCCUCCCGUCUACAUCGUUGCGUCCGCGAGAACCCCCGUGGGUUCCUUUCUAGGAGCAAGUGAACCUACCCCCUUUGGCCCAGCGCAUAUAGCCAGAGCUGACAUCGGGCCCCGUGCAGCUGCCGUACAGAGAGUGCCGGCAAUCAAGCCCAGUGAUGUCGAGGAAGUCUUCUUCGGAAACGUCCUCUCCGCAAACUGCACCCUGAAAAGCUCCGCGCCCAUAAAACCCGCCUUCAUCCCAAGCACCGGCACCGUCACUGCUCCCAACUCCUCCCCACUAAACGACGGUGCCGCUGCUGUCGUCCUCGUCUCCGAAGCCAAGUUAAAGGAACUCGACAUCAAACCCCUAGCCAAGAUCCUCGGCUGGGGUGACGCCGCCAAAGCAACCAGCAAAUUCACCACGGCACCGUCGCUCGCCAUCCCCAAGGCCCUCAAGCAUGCCGGUAUCGCUCAGGAUGCCAUCGACGCCUUCGAGAUCAACGAGGCGUUCAGCGUCGUUGCUCUGGCGAAUAUGAAGCUCUUGGGCCUGAACGAGGAAAAGGUCAAUAUGCACGGCGGCGCGGUUGCGCUGGGACACCCGCUCGGUGCUAGCGGUGCGCGUAUCGUGACGACACUGCUUGGCGUCCUAAAGGCGAAGAGGGGAAAGUUGGGAUGUGUGGGUAUUUGCAAUGGAGGGGGUGGUGCUAGUGCUAUGGUUAUUGAGUCUUUGCAGUAGGCUAAGGGUGGGUUUGGGGCCCGGGAAUGAAGGUGAAUCAUUGUUGUUUAUUAAAAAGGAUACCUUUUCUCCAUUUACAGGACCCUGAUCACCAUCCCCAAAUACACCGGCUUUUUGUAUUUCGGGCUAGGCAUAUAUAUAUAUACAUACCCCUUUGCUGAGGCGGACAUUUUACAUGCCAACUAGAGAGAAAACGAUACCCAUAUAACUGUUUGUAGUAC
This is a messenger RNA of Histoplasma capsulatum G186AR, 947 nucleotides long. RefSeq names its product acetyl-coa acetyltransferase. The transcript is spliced from 3 exons. The coding region runs from base 1 to 726 and encodes 241 amino acids. Gene Ontology annotation, biological process: fatty acid beta-oxidation; ergosterol biosynthetic process. Gene Ontology annotation, molecular function: acetyl-CoA C-acetyltransferase activity. The record is from RefSeq and is a predicted model, not a curated record. NCBI's taxonomy places the organism in Eukaryota, Fungi, Ascomycota, Eurotiomycetes, Onygenales, Ajellomycetaceae.